This is a messenger RNA of Portunus trituberculatus (swimming crab), 4845 nucleotides long. Its product is annotated as dystroglycan-like. The record is from RefSeq and is a predicted model, not a curated record. Gene Ontology annotation, biological process: axon guidance; morphogenesis of an epithelium; muscle attachment. Gene Ontology annotation, cellular component: sarcolemma; dystrophin-associated glycoprotein complex; dystroglycan complex. NCBI's taxonomy places the organism in Eukaryota, Metazoa, Arthropoda, Malacostraca, Decapoda, Portunidae. Gene Ontology annotation, molecular function: laminin binding; calcium ion binding.
GAGAGCAUGAAAGAAAACGAGACAGUCCUCAGUUGCCUUUUAGCAGUGAGGGAGAGAGGUCGCGCUCUGUCUCCCGGAACUAUAACAGUGCUUUAUGAAAUGAGUUUGUGGUGAGAUAGACAACCACCACCACCACCACCACCACCACCACCACCAUGCACCCUCACCUCCUACUGCUGCUGCUACCCCUGCUCCUGCCGCCGCCCGCACGCCCACAGCACCUCGAGAACGACCUGCAGUCACUCCUCCAUGACCUGGGUGGAGGAGGAGGAGGAGGUGGAGGAGGAGGAGAUGAAGAUUUUGAAGUAGAAUUGCUUUAUAGACCAGAAAAUGAAGAAGAACCUUUAUCUUCCUCCUCCUCCUCCUCCUCCUCCUCUUCCCUGGGCGUGAGGAGGCUGUGGGGCGUGGAGGAUACCCAGGCGUUCGUAGGGCGUGUGUUUUCCCAUGGUGUGCCAGAUGCCUUCCAAGGAGAGGUUGAGUCCUACCAGGUGAAGGGUCUGCCGGCGUGGUUGUCGUGGGACGGGGAGCGGGGCGUGGUGGAGGGGGUGGCGCGCCCUUCUGACCGCGGCCACCACUACGUUACCAUCCACGCCAGGGGCACAGACGGAUCCCGCGCCAAGGACGUGUUUGCAGUUGAUGUGGUCGACCUGCCUGGUUCCUUCUUGGGUGACGAGGGUGCGUGUGGCGGCCGCUCUGACGUCACCGUGCUGUCCGUGUUGCUGGAUGCCCACCUCUCCUCCCUGGCCGCGCUACGUCGCCUGUCACUCCUCCGCGCCGCAAACAAGUUCCUCGCUCGUAAUGCCUCCUUGGUACCAGCGCCCCAUGAUGCUGACCCACUGGCCAUGGACGCAGCUCUACAGGCAGGUCCAGGAAGUGCCAGUGUGGGAGGGACACGACACGGCUCCCCCCGCACCCUGGCACAGCUGCAGUGGGUGGUGGGGUGCGACGGGGAGGUGCAUGCGAAGGGCCAGGCUGCGGUGGACAGGGUGGAGGUGGCGGCCAAGGACGGGAAGCUGCAGGAGUUGUUAGGGGUGCCUGUGCUGGGAUGGCAUGUCACACAGGUGAACCCCAAGUCAAACCGUGUGCGUCGCCAAGUGGAUUACUCCGGCGACUAUGGCGACCUUGAAUAUGGUGGGUAUGAUGACUAUGACUACAAUGGCUACGACUACACGGACUACCUUUACGAGGACAAGAAGGAGGAGGGCGACACUCUCAAUUUUGGCAACUAUGAGGAUCCUGAGCCAGAGACCAGAGUGAUCCCCAGCCUGGCCACCCCCACCUUCCCCGAUUCCUCCGCUACUCUCCUCCCCAGCCCCUCCGGUCCCCGUGUCCACCCCGACCCCUCACUUCACUUCUCUCCGGUCUACAUCUCAACCCCGGUCUAUGUCCCAGAGAAGCCCACUAGAAUUUUGGAGGCUAGCCCUACUGUGCCCUCUGAGUCAGCCUACCCCACAGGACUGCCUUAUCCUAGCCUAGAGAGCUCCAUUGCAUCACAGCCCUCUGCCACUAUCGCCACCACCACACCCCUCACCACCACCACCACCUUGCUGCAGCCUGGCCCCGUCACCAACCAGCCCAUCGCCCCGUCCUCUGUGCACACCCACACCGAGACAGAGACAGGGGUCCCUAAUUCACCACCCAGGGUCAAGAACAGGAUCCCUAAGCUGGCGUGGACGGCCGGUCACGUGUACUCUCUACCGAUUUCAAGCAACACCUUUGAAGAUUUUGAGGACGGCGACACCACGAAUCUCAAUCUUCACUUUAAGGACCUCAAUGACAUGGAUCCUGGUUACAACUCCUGGAUACAGUUCAACCCUGCCACACAGAGGAUCUAUGCCUUACCACUGGAGAAGCACAUCGGCCACUACACAUACUUUUUGAAGGCGACCGACAAGGAUGGCAAGACUGGCGUGGAGACUGUCAAGAUUCACGUCCAGCAGCCUAAGGAGGGACGGAACUACAAUCAUCGCUUCUCGGCCGUGUUCAAGACUGAGAAGGCCUUUGAGUAUGACUUUGUGUUCUCCAUUGACUGGCAGAUCAAGGUAGUGGAGAAGAUAGCUCACCUGUAUGGCGACCCUGACACCAGCAAGAUCAACGUGCGAGCCAUCUCCACCAGCCCCACCAAGCUUAUCUGGACCAACACCUCCCUCACUGACUCUCUCUCCACGUUCUGUCCCACCGAUGACCUGGAGGCUGUGGCAGAGGUGGUGGUGGGCAGCGAGGACCAUGGCAUGACUAGAGAGGUCAAGGAAGCAUUCAGGCCAGAGUUCCAGUUGAUGCGGGUCCAUAUCCACUACAUGGGCCACUGUGAGUCACUCCGCUCCAAGCCAGGUGGACCCAGGACCCCCAUAGCACCCCCAGAGGAACCAGAAGAUGGAGAGCCAAUAAUGAGGAACCCUAUAGACCUCCUCAACGCCACGGCUGGCACACUACUGCGGUUCCAAGUGCCUGAGGACACUUGCUAUGACCUGGAGGAUGGCGACUCACACAAGCUGAAGAUGCGUCUGCUCACCGCCAACCUUGCCCCCAUCGCCUCGGACUCCUGGCUCCAGUUUGAUUCAGCUAACCAUGAGUUCUUUGGGAUUCCGCUGGCUGGCAAUGUGGGCAAGACUGAGUACCACCUGGAGUGUGUGGACAAGGGCGGCAAGAAGGUGAUUGACGCGCUGUUUGUCAACGUGGUGCAGCGUGCGGUGCGUGGCGUGGCUGCUGCACACUUCUCCAUCACGCUGCAGCAAAGCUUCAGGGAGUUCAUGCGCAACGGCCACCUCAAGGCCCGGCUGGUGGAGCGCAUCGCCACAGUGUUUGGCGACCCCGACCCGCGCCAUGUGGCAGUGGACGCCAUAACGCAGGGCAGCGUGGUGGUGACCUGGCACAACACAUCCCUGCCUGGCGACCCCUGCCCCGAUGAGGAGAUGGGGCGGCUGCGGCGCGUGAUGCUGGACGAUGACGGGCAGCUGCUGCCGUCCUUCGUGGAGGCCUUUGCCCCAGAGUACCGUGUGGUGGGGGCGCGGUUGGUGCCGUCCGGCAUGUGUCUGGGUGGCGACACACCCACACACGUGGAGGAGGAGCCGCACCAGCCACCAGUGGAGGACACCAUCCAGGGCGACGACAACGACUACCUCAUCAACUUCAUCAUCCCAGCCGUCAUCAUCGCUGCCAUGCUGCUCCUCGCCGCCGUCAUCGCCUGCUGCCUCUACCGCCGCCGCCGCUACGGCAAGAUGACCAUGGCUGACGACCGCACCUUUGUGUCCAAGGGCAUCCCCAUCAUCUUUGCCGAGGAGCUGGAUGACCGGCCCGACCCCGCCAAGAGCCCCGUCAUCAUGAAGGAAGAGAAGCCCCCCCUGCCCCCCCCAGAGUACCAGCGGGGCACCUCGCCAGCCGCCACCGCCACCCCACCCCCCGCAGACCGCCGUCGCCCACACUCCGGCGAGGGGGGAGACGACGCCCCCUCCUACCAGCCGCCCCCACCCUUCACCGCCACCAACGGAGCCUCCCGCCACCCCCGCCCCAAUAUGCCCCCCACCUACAGGAAACCCCCCACCUACGUGCCUCCCUAAGCCGUUCCUAUCCCCCGGGCGGGGUGGCGGUGAGGGGUGAGGGGUGAGGGGUGAGGGCAGGCCGGGGAGGGGGCCGUGUGGUGUCCCUGGGUGUGUGGUGAUGGUGUGUGCUGCCUGGCCUCCAAUGUGCCAAGUGCCAGUGUGUUGUCUGUUAGUGAGGGAGCCACCAGUGUGUCAGAGAAAGGUGUUGGAAUCCCUGUAACACCUUGACUCGUGUGUAUGUAUGUACGUGCAUGUGUAUGUGUGUGUGUGUGUGUGUGUGUGUGUGUGUGUGUGUUGUCACCUCACAAUGCCUGAGAUGUCUUUAAUUUUAAGUAGGUCAGAGCCACAAAAUACAUGAGCACAUCCCUCAAAGCACAGAAAAAUAAUCCGACAGCCAUAUUUAUACCAUUUUCCUUCAGGGCGAGGCAGACGCACACCACACAGAUUGUAUUGUAAUGUAUUGUACUGUUAAUGGAGUGAACUGCCCCCCUCUCCCCUCUGCCGUGUGCCCCCCCCAGUGCCCCCCAGCUAGGUACAGUGUGAGGAGAGAUAGAUGGAAUGGAACUGUAAAGGAACAGGAAGAGGAGUGGGAAGUGAGGGGAAAAGGUGAGGGGAAAAGCAAACAAGGUAAUUAAUUUGUGUAGGUGAGAUGAAAACUGUUACUCACCUGUACUCUCUCUCUCUCUCUCUCUCUCUCUCUCUCUCUCUCUCUCUCUCUCUCUCUCUCUCUCUCUCUCUCUCUCUCUCUCUCUCUCUCUCUCUCUCUCUCUCUCUCUCUUUUCUUCUCUUUCUCUCUUUCUCUCUUAAGGGUGACAUAUCUAAUCACCCAUUGUAAAAAUACCAAUCACCACCCAGCCUGUAGUCACCCACACACCCACACCCACACCCACACCCAGCCAGUCACCCAGUCAGACCCAGCCAGCCAGCCAGCCAGCCAGUCAAGUCAAUCAGCCAGUCAGUCAGUCACCCUCACCACACCUCUGUAAAUACACACAAAAGGGCUGGACCCCAAUACACACUUUUCUAGCACCCCCACACACCCCCAACACACCCCCCACACACCCCAUCACCACCACCAUCACCACCAUCACCACUACUACUACUUGUUCAUUGUAUAUUGUCUAUGGUGUGGUGUUGAAUGGUAUAUCUUGUAAACUGCCUUUUUCUUAGCGUGUUUGUACGUUUGUGUGUUAGUGGUGUGUUUGGAUGGCUCUUCAGGGUGUUUGUACUGUGUUUGGCUAGAAAUGUGUGUGUGUGUGUGUGUGUGUGUGUGUGUGUGUGUGUGUGUGUGUGUGUGUGUGUGUGU